Molecule: messenger RNA, 1122 nt
Organism: Histoplasma mississippiense
Lineage: Eukaryota; Fungi; Ascomycota; Eurotiomycetes; Onygenales; Ajellomycetaceae
Exons: 4
Coding region: 1-1122 (373 amino acids)
Biological process (GO): phospholipid metabolic process
Molecular function (GO): phosphatidate phosphatase activity
Source: RefSeq, a predicted model, not a curated record
AUGGCUAUCGCGAACCUAGUCGCAGCCGCCCGCCAUGACUGGCGAUUCUCUAAGCGGUUAAUCCUCUCAUAUGUGCUCGACUGGAUAUUAAUCUUGGCGACCGCAGCCGCAGGCCGCAUUCUUAAGUUCGCAGAACCGAAUAGACACCCAUUUUCGCUUUCUGACCCAAGCAUAUCCUUUCCAUUUACCGUUGAUGAAUCAGUCACAGUUACAGUUUUGGUUCUCGUUAGCCUCGUCGUUCCCGCAGCUAUCAUUCUUCUGGUGUGCAUUUUUUUCAUCCAAGAGCUUACAGCAGAUAAAAAUGCGCCCAAGGCGCGAGUAUGGCAACGCAAAUUAUGGGAGUUGAAUGUUGGAUGGAUGGGGCUGGGCAUCGCUUGUGCUGGGUCGUAUGUAUCUACAGAGGCGAUUAAACUCAUAUAUGGAAAACCACGACCGGAUCUGCUUAGUCGCUUUGGAGGUCAGGGACAAGUUAUCGACGGUGCCCCGAUUCUGGUCUCGUAUACAAUCUGCCAGGAGACCUCGGAAAAACUCACGAGAGAGGGCUUCUGUCUUUUCGCAUGCCUAACCUUACCUGUCUCUCUGGCUUUUGCGCAAAGUUCUCCAUCUCAAUUCCCCACCUCACCCGAAGAUACUAUUACAACAAGAUACUCAGUACUCAACAAACCGGCCCGCUUAGCAAUCACACCCAAAUACCACACAUCCAUCAAAAGCGAACAUGACGGCGAACUCACCCACUCUGACGCAAACCUCAUCCCGAUCAGAAAGCAAUCCGCCGCCCCACCAAUUUACCUCCUUAUCAUCGUCGCCGCACCCAUCGCCACCGCAACCUACAUAGCCUCAAGCCGUUGGGCUGACAACCGCCAUGCCGGCUUUGACGUCCUCGGCGGCAGCCUGCUUGGUAUUUUCUUCGCCUUCUUGGGGUUCCGCUGGUAUCACCCAUCGCUGAGUGUUGGCGGUGCCGGCUGGGCUUGGGGCGCGCGUGCUCCUGAGAAAGCAUUCUUUGCUGGAAUUGGGGUUAAUGGGUAUGUCAAGCAUGAGGGACUGGAAAACGGCCAGACUUCUUCUUCAUUGAGUCCGAGUAACUUGCGUCGGAUAGCGCAAAGCGGAGAUAAUAAUGUCUGA